AUGACAAUCUUCUUUGGAAAACAGGCUGUGUUGGAGGCGAGCGGGGAAGGAGAGGCCUCGGACGACGGCGGCAGCGACAACGAGGAAGGAAGCAGCGAAGCCUCCGCCGCCGCCGCCGCCUCCGCCGCCGCCCGCGACCCGCUGAAGCUCCUCUUCAAGAGCGUUACCGGCGGGUGCGACGGGGUCGGCCAAGCCUUUCGACGGCACUUCUGCCAAGAAGCUUUGUUUCGGAGGACGGGGGCCGGGGGCGAAGCAGGGGGAGGGGAAGGGGGCGAAGGCACGGGGCCCCCUAGAUGGGUCGCCGACGAAGAGCAGGAGGCGUGCAUGUUAUGCGACAGAGUGUGAGUCCCUUUUAUGAGGCAGUUCAACAGAAUCUACGGCAGCUGCAGCAGCACAAGUAGUAGCGCGUCUGACGUUGGCAUAGCUUUUAAGUUUGUUGGCAUGGAAGAGCGGGGGCAGGCGAGGGGGCCAGGAGGAACAAGCUACAACAGCAGUAGAUAUCCAAUGAUUAGUGGAGGCUUGG
Molecule: messenger RNA, 523 nt
Organism: Ectocarpus sp. CCAP 1310/34
Lineage: Eukaryota; Phaeophyceae; Ectocarpales; Ectocarpaceae
Source: the annotation of a GenBank genome assembly